UAUUUCUUCCGCCCGAGCAGACGUAAACAUGGCGAAAGAUAGGGCGAAGGCGGCGCGGGAUGCGGGGUUCGAUGAGGAAGAUUUGGAGUGGAUUUCGUCUCUCAGGCAUGACAUUAACGAACAUCAAGAAACUGCUGGUGAAAAGUUUAUGAGAAAACUCAAGUCCAAUCCACUUGUACCCAUUGGGUGUCUCGCAACAAUAACAGCACUCAGCGUAGGUCUUUGGAACUUCAAAUCAGGCCGCAGCCAGGCGUCACAGCGCAUGAUGCGAAUGCGCGUUUUGGCGCAGGGUUUCACAGUAGCAGCUUUAAUUGGCGGCAUUGCCGCAAAUGCCCUCAAAUCUACAGCUGCCAACGAAGCUGCUGACAAGUAGCGGGGCUCAAGGAGCCCUGCAUCGCCUGUGUUGCAUCGCAAGCAAAAGUGUGGCCGAUAUUGUUUUUGAAACGUAUGACUGCUGGACGAUAGUACCUUGAUUUAUGGAUUAUGUGAUACAAGUACUAAGUAGAAUGGUGGACGAAGGAACCGCAAUGUGAAACGUGGGGACAAGAUGAGAUCGUGGCUAAGUGUCUGAAAGUUGUGAUGAUGGAAACUCUUGCUGAUAAUAAAGAAUACUGUAGACUGGUAGUAAAACAAAGUUGUUGUGCUCUGA
Messenger RNA from Amphibalanus amphitrite, 649 nucleotides. RefSeq names its product HIG1 domain family member 2A, mitochondrial-like. Gene Ontology annotation, biological process: mitochondrial respirasome assembly. Gene Ontology annotation, cellular component: mitochondrion. The record is from RefSeq and is a predicted model, not a curated record. NCBI's taxonomy places the organism in Eukaryota, Metazoa, Arthropoda, Thecostraca, Balanomorpha, Balanidae. The transcript is spliced from 2 exons. The coding region runs from base 29 to 373 and encodes 114 amino acids.